AGAAGAAGAAGAAACGGGUUUCCGGUUUGUCCAUGCUGAUUCGAAAAACACAAAAAUUCAGCUUCUCUGAUUCUGAAUUUAUUUUAUUCAUUUCAACAUGUCCAUUAAAUUAAACGCUCUUUACAGCGACUCAUAUGUGGAUAUAAGCCAGUACAGAGACCAACAUUUUAAGGGUAACCGCUACGAGCAGGAGAAGCUGCUGAAGCAGAGCUCGACGCUGUACGUGGGGAACCUGUCCUUCUACACCACAGAGGAGCAGGUGUACGAGCUCUUCGCCAAGAGUGGAGACGUCAAGAGGAUCGUCAUCGGCCUCGACAAGGUCAAGAAGACCGCCUGUGGCUUCUGUUUCGUCGAGUAUUACACGCGAGCCGACGCGGAGAACGCCAUGAGGUUUGUGAACGGCACGAGGCUGGAUGACCGGAUCAUCCGCACGGACUGGGACGCGGGCUUUAAAGAGGGCCGGCAGUACGGCCGGGGCAAGUCCGGCGGCCAGGUGCGGGAUGAGUACAGGCAGGACUACGACCCCGCCAGAGGGGGUUAUGGGAAGCUGGUGCAGAAAGCCUGAACAGGAUCAUGACCCGACCGGAG
Rhinichthys klamathensis goyatoka is the source of this 588-nucleotide messenger RNA. RefSeq names its product nuclear cap binding protein subunit 2 (gene ncbp2). The transcript is spliced from 4 exons. The coding region runs from base 98 to 565 and encodes 155 amino acids. NCBI's taxonomy places the organism in Eukaryota, Metazoa, Chordata, Actinopteri, Cypriniformes, Leuciscidae. Gene Ontology annotation, molecular function: RNA cap binding. Gene Ontology annotation, cellular component: nuclear cap binding complex. The record is from RefSeq and is a predicted model, not a curated record. Gene Ontology annotation, biological process: mRNA cis splicing, via spliceosome.